Molecule: messenger RNA, 862 nt
Organism: Lingula anatina
Lineage: Eukaryota; Metazoa; Brachiopoda; Lingulata; Lingulida; Lingulidae
Source: RefSeq, a predicted model, not a curated record
AUCGUGCGAAAUAGAAAACUCUCUAAGCAAGGAAAAUGGCGAAAGUGCUAACAACUGCUUUCUACAUGACACGCUACUGAUCCUCAAACUCCCAGCAUUUUGGGUGUUGAUGCUGUGGUUUUUGUGCCAAAAUACCCUCAUUGUCACAUAUCAAGGCAGUUUUUACGCAAUAAUCAAUUACUAUGGAAAUAAUGUCAAAGAUAAAGUAAGUACGUAUACAGACGUGUAUUCCUGGUUCCAAGUGGGUUCUCUGUUCUGGGCCUUGCUGACUGGUUUGAUGUUGGAUAAACUUGUUUCCAGGGCAACCACAUACGAAAAAGAGCGAUGCUUCGUGGUUCCAUUUUUCCUCACAGUUUUGGCAGGAUUCAUCGCCUCCAUUGCGUGCAUCAUCCCCAUUAUCGAGUUGCAGUUUGUGGCCAUUUUGUUUCAUUCUAUGUUGAAAACCGGGAGUUACGCCACAAAUAUGACCUAUAUAGCUUCCGCGUUUCCAAAAGAACAUUUUGGGAAGACCUAUGGAAUACAAAUUGGUAUCGGAUUUUUGUUCACCUUUGUUGAGUAUCCAAUAUUCGCCUGGUAUAAGUACAGCCUGGAAAGUGACCCAUUCUGGUUGGGACUAUUGUUCCUGGGAAUGUGUCUCACCGCCAGCUGUUUGCCUUUUUACCUUCUUUGGCGUCGGUGUCGUUCCACGAGGAAUAACAGCUACACGCCUCAGAUUCCCAGCCAGGACACGAGUCAAUAUGGCUGCAGCUCCUCCAGACAAGACGAGUGGUGUGUUAUAUAUACUCCUGCCCCAUGAGAAUACAGUUUUACCAAGACGUUCAUAUAUUUGCCUGGUUAAUGUAACCUCUCUUAAAUCGAGAAA